AUGUUUUCUCCAUUUCCUCAGCUCGUUCGAAGUUCGAGAUGGGAUAAUAUACAAAAGAUAGUGCCAGCAUUGCAUGGGAAAGGAAAGGAUAAGUUCAAGUGGAUGGAGACAUUCAAUCAAAACACGUCAUCGCGGCUCUAUUUGAAGGCGGUUAUCAACUCAUGUGGAAAUGUGAAACAGCUUCAAAAGGAACUAUUGAGUUUUCAAGAUGACGGUCCCUCGGAAUCGCUUCCCUACACUCUCCAUGGCUAUAAAUACUACAACCGAAAGACGCGCUCUGAUUUCCUUCCUCUGUUCUGCCGAAAGAAAGUGGGUUCAGACGUCGAAGAAGUGAUUCUAAACCUGGACAAAGAGUUUCCGGAAGGCGAAGACAGCCGCUAUCUAGCCUACACAAUCGACACGACAGGCGAAGAGCUGUACAAUCUGUACAUCAAAGAUCUCUCCACUGGGCAAGUGGAAAUGAUCCAACGCAACGUCUAUUCCUUCUCCUUUGGCCUCUCCCAAGGCGCCUCGCGCGAUAUCUACUACACAGUCGCCAACAACCUAAUGCGCACGAACCGCGUGUACCGUCACGUGCUGGGCAGUUCUGCGACGCACGACGUCCCCGUCUUCGAAGAGCCCUCCGCCGUCUACUACUGCGACGUCAAGCGCACCAACGACUGCAAGUUCAUGCUCUUUUUCUCGGCCUCCAAGUCCGACUCGGAGAUUUUUCUGCAGCGACCCGGACGGGAUUCGCCGGUUCGGCUCGUCCAGCGACGCGCGCAGGAGGAGUGCUACGUCGAACACAUCCAGAAGUUCUUUAUCGUGGUUCGCAGCUCCGCGCUGAAGGCGUUUCAGGUGUUUUUGGUCCACGAGGACGACGUUUUCGCGGGGGAGAGCGAUGUUUUCGCGGGGAAAAGCGCGCAGGCCGCAGACGCCAAGGGACUCAUCGAUCGCUGCUUCGAGCAGGGAAAAGUCGUGCAGUUGACACCGUCUGCGCCAUCUGCAUCGUCUGCGUCGUCUGCGUCAAUUGCGUCGUCACAUUCUGCAUUGAUCCCCGAUGCUUAUCGGAUUUUCGAUAUGGAUAUUCUGAAAAGCUGUCAUGGAUUUCGCAUCCGAUCGCUUCAACUCGACCUCUAUGAUAACAAUUUGAGCAUUUCCGAGCAAUUAUUUCCUAUUAACCACAUCGGAGAAAUCACCAUCGAAGCCAAUCCAGAUAUCGACAGCAAAACCAUUCUAUAUACACUUUCAAAUCCACUCAUCCGAGGAAACACGUACGAAUAUGACAUCACCAGAAAUACCUCCAAACUCGUCAGACAGAUCGAUCUCCCUUCCGAUUUUGGAUUACAUCUGGAUUCGUUCGACAUUUCUUCCCAGAUCGUUCCCUCCUUUGAUGGUCAGGAAAUCCCCACGAUUUUUGUCAUUCCAAAAAAAGCGGCGAAAAACGCCCCUGUUUUGUUAAGCAGUUAUGGAUGUUACGGUGUGGACAAUCCCAUCCAUUACGCCUAUCAGAAUUUGUCGCUGCUAAAGCGAGGAUGGAUUUUAGGAGGAGGCGGUGAUAAAGGGCCUCAAUGGUAUCAGCAAGGCUGCAGGACGAAUCGGAGGAACGGAAUUCGCGAUUUGGACAGCGUGGUGGGGGCAUGGUGCGAAGACCACCCUGUGUGCCUCACGAGCAACAGCGCUGGAGGCAUCCUCACCGGAGCGUUGCUAAACGAAACAAACCAUCGCGUGAGCAGCGUGAUUUUGCAUGUUCCGUUUUUGUUGCUGGAGGAGACGCUGACGAAUCGGGGAUUGCCGCUAACCGUCACCGAAUUCGACGAAUGGGGCGAUCCGAGCGUGCCCGAGGAGGCAUUGGCGAUCUCGCAGAUUUGUCCUUACAAAAACAUCCGAAAGCGCGACUACCCCAAUAUUUACUGUAUUUGCGGUUUAAAUGAUAAGCGAGCUCCGUAUUAUCACUCUCUGAAAUAUAUAAAUAAAAUCCGUGAGUUUAAUUCGAAUCCUGAUUCGGUGCAGGUCCUGGAGGAAGAGAUGAAGCGUAGGUACGGAGGGCAUUUUUGUGAGAAUGAUCCGAACUACAGUCUAACGUGUUCGACGCAACAAUUGGCUUUUUUGAUUCAUUCAGUGGGAGGUGUUAUAUGA
Blastocystis hominis is the source of this 2118-nucleotide messenger RNA. RefSeq lists its product as hypothetical. Gene Ontology annotation, biological process: proteolysis. NCBI's taxonomy places the organism in Eukaryota, Bigyra, Opalinata, Blastocystidae. The transcript has 13 exons. The record is from RefSeq and is a predicted model, not a curated record. Gene Ontology annotation, molecular function: serine-type endopeptidase activity. The coding region runs from base 1 to 2118 and encodes 705 amino acids.